Molecule: messenger RNA, 1050 nt
Organism: Clonostachys rhizophaga
Lineage: Eukaryota; Fungi; Ascomycota; Sordariomycetes; Hypocreales; Bionectriaceae
Source: the annotation of a GenBank genome assembly
AUGACACUCUCUGUUCUUUAUCGAACCCUUCUCAAGACCACUGCGAUGUCUGGCUCCAAGACCGAUUUUCCUGCCGAAGCUGUGGUUUAUAAAAUAAAGGAGAUUAUUCUUGCAGAAGCCCAGAGGGCUAAUGAAGAUGGUGGUGAUAGCAAAAUCGACCAACUUAUAUCGGACCUCACUGUGCAUCUUCUCAGUAGUUACACUGCCGACGGCCUGACUCUGAGUGAACUUGAGCACUCCCUUGGACGUCUGUGGUAUGCAUGCAUUCAGGGAGCUACACAUGUACCAUCUGCCGGCCACCAGCAGAGGUCAAUCGUAUGCUGUGUCCUAGCUGCAAGGGCAUCCGGGCCUUUACAGUAUAAGCCACCACCUCUUGAAGAGACGAGCGACAAGACGGCAAAGGAGGGAGAUAUUGUUACCUUCUCUGAUGGGCGGACCUUCUUCCCCGAUUUACCACUGUUUUCGGCAUGCCUCGUCAAAGAGUUUACAGGCAACUUUUAUCAGCUGAGCAUGAUCCAACAGGUCAACCUAGCAACUUUUGUUGGACGCCUUAUCGGGGUGGGCGUAUAUGAUGGACCUGCUCUCUGUGCACUUUCGCUCUUCAGAGCCGUUCUGGAGGACCCAAGGCCACUGCAGACAAGCUCUGCUGAUGCAGAGAGUGAGGCUCCGGCACCAGUCGGUGAUCUCCUUGUUUCUUUGUGUGGGCUCAUUGAAUCUUCAGGCGUGAGCUUUGCCGUGCUGUCCAGCAGGAACCUGCGAGCAACGCACGCCGCUGAGAGCUUUUCCGAUUUCCCGCAUCUCGCCGGGCCAGGCGAGCUGGCGAUGAAGCCUGGCAGCACGCCUCCUUUCCCAUCCGGAUACAGCCCUGAGCGCUGGGCCUUCUGGGCUCAGCGGCUCAGGGAACUAGAAAAGUGUGGGUUUGAGGAUGUCAAGGGGAUGGCUGGCGCGUGCCUGGAGGUGAUGUAUCGGGCUGAAAGCAAUACCAAUCUGCUCGGGCUGCUGGCUGAUAGAGCUCCAGUACUUCUUCCUGAAUUGGACACUAGUAUAUGA